This is a messenger RNA of Sclerotinia sclerotiorum 1980 UF-70, 822 nucleotides long. RefSeq lists its product with no specific name. Lineage: Eukaryota; Fungi; Ascomycota; Leotiomycetes; Helotiales; Sclerotiniaceae. The record is from RefSeq and is a predicted model, not a curated record. Bases 1 to 822 code for a protein of 273 amino acids. The transcript has 2 exons.
AUGAAUAGCACUGGUACAGCGCUCGCUGUGGGCGACGUCAAAUUUUCGCGACAGGAUGAUGUAUCUGAUGGUGAAUCACGUAACGAAAUUGGCGGGAUCCUUCGUCUGGCGGACAUAGGACAGCUGCUGUGGACAACACGGAUUCCGGUGGAUACUGGGGACAAUGAUAUAGUUGGAAUUUUAGAAGAAGUUGUGACCAGCGCCAUGUUGGAAAGAGAGGGCAGUGUAGGGAGUAGCCAGCGAAGAGGAGGCAGCGGAGGAGCUCCGCCGGACUUGCCAUUAUCACAGCGAUCAAGGUUAUCUCCAACAUCGGUUCAAGACAACCGUCCAAAAGAUGAGUCCGUUGUAUUAACCGCGACCAAUACACACAGACGUACAAACUCGAACACAAGUGCGGACAGUGAAACCGUAUCGCCUACUAAUCGCCAUUUGCAAAAGAAGGCGCGUGAAACUUUCACUUCCGAUAUGCGGGAGUCCUCCAGUCCUUCGUUGCCAUCAUCGCCGACGUCGCAUUUGCGCCGCGUGACGCCCUCAUCUCCGUCUCAAAUCACUGUUGAGGACACUUCUGUCACCCCUGAGAAGAGAGGCACCUUGUCUCCAAGUUAUGAACCACCCUCGUCGCCAUACACUGCCAAUGGAGGGUUGAGCGCCAGCAAAAUACGAGAAAUUAGUGAUGUGGCCGGCGGCUUUACUGCCCGUGUAUCCACGUUACAAUUGGGAGAAGACAACGACAGAGAGGCGCCGUUAGCCCUUCUUGGGCUCAUUGCGCUGGCUUCCUCGCUGAGGAUGCUAAACCUUACGUAUAUCGGAGAAUUGGGUUAA